Molecule: messenger RNA, 353 nt
Organism: Impatiens glandulifera
Lineage: Eukaryota; Viridiplantae; Streptophyta; Magnoliopsida; Ericales; Balsaminaceae
Exons: 2
Coding region: 36-350 (104 amino acids)
Source: RefSeq, a predicted model, not a curated record
CUGAUCUGGUUGAAUUUCAAGGCAAACGGAGGAGGAUGAAGUGCACUGAAAAAGAUUGUCUAGAUCAAUUGCAGAUGGAUAAGAAUCUUACUACACUGUGUGUGAGUAGGAUGAUCGAGAAAAACAACAAUUUUUUCCUUGAAUGCAAAGAAGAAGAAAAGAAAGCGAAGAAGCGUGCACAAGAGCAAGCAGACAUGUUUUUAGAAUUCCAGGAGAAGAUGAAAAAUGAAUCUGAGAUUAACAAAAAGGAACUUUAUUCCUGGAGCAACGACCUAAUCGAUCGUGAGGCUUUUUAUGAACGCAUGAAGAAGAAAUUUAAUGAUGAGAAGCAAAAGGUUCUCUUAUGUUGACAU